Messenger RNA from Nymphaea colorata (pocket water lily), 3360 nucleotides. RefSeq lists its product as uncharacterized. The record is from RefSeq and is a predicted model, not a curated record. Lineage: Eukaryota; Viridiplantae; Streptophyta; Magnoliopsida; Nymphaeales; Nymphaeaceae. Gene Ontology annotation, biological process: regulatory ncRNA-mediated gene silencing. The coding region runs from base 294 to 3122 and encodes 942 amino acids. The transcript is spliced from 4 exons.
GUCUCUCGUUCUGUUUAGGGUUUCUGUGAUCGAUCGGGAACGGCCAUGGUGGAGGUGUGCGAUAGUCGAUUUAAGAGGCCAUCUCGAGCUGCCAUGAAAGAGUUUUUGUUUUGAGUUUGAACGAUCGGGGAGCGUUUUCUGGGGAGCAGGUCGGAGGUCGGUGUGCGAAAGUAGUUUCUCUGACGAAGGCCUGUCUCCUUCAUUUGUUGAAUUAAACUUAGGUGGGCUUUUCUGGGGAUCCAUAAAUUUGGUUACCUUCCGUGGUUCUUUUGUGAAAAGAGAGAAAAAAGAGAAUGCGUAGCAGACGGCAAGAUGUCAUGAGGCCUAGGUCUCCUCCGGUGCGCGGCCACCAAUCUGAGUGGUACUCGGGUUCCUAUUCGAGGAGGCAAGGGGAUAGGUCUCACCGCGAUGACGAACGGACAAAGAACCCACCACCUCGCCGGAGUCUUAGCCCCAUGGACAGAGACCGCGGACGGCGCAUGCGAGGGAGCAGCAGAGGAAGGGCUUCUGUUGAACGGAGGGAAUUUAGGCGGCAUGCGUAUGAGAAGGGAGACCAUCUCCGUCGACGAUCACCCUUUGAGUCUAGGAGGCCUCUGCCUGCGGGAAAUAGAGAAAUGGAGGGCCAUUUGCAAUUCAAUGAUGGGUUCUCCUGUAUUAAUUCUUCACCUCCUCGAUUUGGGAGGGGUUUUCUUCUGCCUGAGCGGCAUGGUAUCGAUCUGGAUGCAAACCAUGGGUUGAGACUUGGUGGUGGGAGGAUAUCGGAGCCAGCUGCUAAUAACAACGAUAAGGAUCUUCCCGGUGCGCCUAGAAAUGGUGGCUCUGCUUUGGAUGGUCAGGGCGUGCUAUCUCAGAAGUCAAUUUUUUUGAACGAUGGGAAUUCUCAUUCUUUUUACGCAUUACAAUCUGAGAGAUACCCACUCGAGGACAUUAAUCUGCGGAAGCAACGAGAAUUUCCACCAACAGAUGAUGCACUUGGUUCUGAUAUUAGAUAUGAUGAUUUUGGCAGUACACGUUUGCAAUUGAACAAGAUGCCAGUGCGCGAACCUUAUGAAGUUGAAGGACAAGAGAAACUGAAGUUCUACUCCAGAGAUAGGCCUUAUUUGCCACUAUCACCAACAUCAAAAACUCUUGGAAGUUCCUCUUCUGGGAUUCCCAGAGGUUCGUUCUUUCCUUCUUCAAGUCGGUCUUCCCUUCACUUUCCUUCCGGUGAAUUUGCUAGGGGUGGUAAGUCAUCCAACUUAUCGAUUGAUGAUGGUCCUGGCCCCAGCGAACUGUUUGAUCCUAUCAGAGAUCCUGAAAUGCACUUAAAAGAUGGAAGACCCUAUCAGAAGGGUGUCAGUCCACUGAGGGAUGAUCGAAGAAGUUACAUUUAUCCUGAACUGGGCAGAAGAGAGAGGGGCCUGUCUGGCUUUGGUGGCGAUGAUUUGUACAGGAAAAUGCAAUUGGGUGGUAGAGGUAACUACUCUUUAAGGGAUAAUAUACAUGGAUCAGGUUUCAUGGAACCCAUUGAAGAUAAGGUCAAUGCUGACACUUCACGAAGAUCAUUCCUUGAGAGCACUUCUUGGGAGCAUCAGUUGCAUGGGAAAAGGGAUGAAAUUUUGCAUGGUCGGAGUCGGCAUUCGUUGGCAGAUGAGAGGCAUGAAGAGUUUCUUACUUCAAGAAAAUUUCUUCCUGAUUUUGGAACAGAAUCAGGCCAAGAUCACACAUUCAAGAACCUAGCAGAUGAUUAUGCUUAUGGAAGAGAAGGUGAUGCCCUGGUUUAUGACGAAGCUUCAAAGGGUUCUCUUCAUGGGCAGGAGAUGUAUAGGUAUCCAAUGGAUACAAACCCUCAACAUACAGAGGAAUUAGGUAAUAUUCCACCUGGUAGAAGCUUGAAACCAAAGUACGGGGUAGCAUCAAGUAGGCUGAAGAUGAGGAUAUCCGUGCACAAUGAUAGACGUACUUCUAGAAGGAUUCAGGAAGUUGAUAUACCUGAUGAGCAUUGGGUUGAUGAAGAUCGUGGUGGAAGGUCAUUCGUUGGAGUUUCCCAACGCCUUGGGCCUGAUUCUUGGUUAUCCAUGGAUGAUGCAUCUGAACAUGUUAAAGGGGGAUUUGUAGAGACUCGUUUUCCCACUGGCAGAAAUAUACUCUUGAGGAAGCGGUCGAGGCCUAGUGCUUCUGACUUCAUUCACCCUUUUCAUGGUGACAGUAAUCAGGGACAUCAACGCACUUUCAAAUUGCGUAAGCCAUACAAAGUAGAGAGAAAUGCAGCAAUUGAUAUGGAAGAUGAGAAGCAACAAGAUGAAUCAUCACCACAGAUGAAGCCAGACCCACCAGAAAACUCGGAGGAGUUUAAGCAACUUGUUCACAAGGCAUUCUUACGCUUUUCAAAGCAACUGAACGAGAACCCAGGGCAACAAAGAAGAUACCGGGGACAAGGAAAGGCUGGUAACCUGGUGUGCCUCGCAUGUGGAAGCCUAUCAAGAGAAUUUAUAGAUGCUCACAGCUUGGUCACCCAUGCGUACAAUUCUCUCAAAGUUGGCUUAAGAAUCGAUCAUCUGGGACUUCACAAGGCUCUCUGUGUUCUCUUGGGAUGGAACAGCCUAGUGGCACCUGACAGUAGGAGGGUCUAUCAAUCAUUAGCAGCAGCGGAAGCAUCAGCUCUGAAAGAAGACCUUUUAUUGUGGCCCCCAGUUGUCAUUAUUCAUGAUACCUCAAGGAGCUGGAAUGCAGAGAAAACAGAUUCUGUAACAAUCGAUGAUGUGGAAGAAACACUUAGAGGUAUGGGAUUUUCAGGUAAGGCAAAGGUUUACCGUGGUCGCCCUGCUAAUCAGGGUGUUUUUGUUGCGAAGUUCUUUCCGACUUUUUCUGGAUUGCGAGAGGCUGAAAGGCUGCACAGGCAUUAUGGUGAAAACAACAGAGGGAAGGAGGAAUUACAGCGGCUGAAAUCAAAAAUUCCUGUAAAUGGCAGUGCAAAUCAGUUGGUCGAGACUGCUUCAAGGAAGCCAGCAGAAUUUCUUUAUGGGUAUAUUGGAAUCGCGGAAGAUUUGGAUAAGCUUGACUUUGAAUCGAAGAAAAGAUGCCUGGUGAAGAGCAAGAAGGAUAUUGAAGCCAUUGCGGAUGCUGCCCUCGACUCUGAGUGAGUUGCGGUUGCGUAAAGAUACCGAUAGAGGAUUUUAUAUGUAUCUACCUACGAGCAUCUUUAUUUUGUGCAAUCUGGUUUUUCCCAUGCUAGGUGGAAAGAAAUAUGGUUGCCCACUCUGUGACCCUCUCAAGCUAAAUUUUGAACCUUGUGUGGGAUGUGCCAUGAAAGGAAAAUGGUGAGGGGGUAUUGAUUUUGCAAGGAUAUGAAUGGGAAGAUAUGAUGCUAUUUCAGUUUUA